This is a messenger RNA of Paramecium tetraurelia, 2124 nucleotides long. RefSeq lists its product as uncharacterized. The record is from RefSeq and is a predicted model, not a curated record. Gene Ontology annotation, cellular component: dynein complex. Gene Ontology annotation, molecular function: minus-end-directed microtubule motor activity; dynein light intermediate chain binding; dynein intermediate chain binding. Gene Ontology annotation, biological process: microtubule-based movement. NCBI's taxonomy places the organism in Eukaryota, Ciliophora, Oligohymenophorea, Peniculida, Parameciidae. The transcript has a single exon.
AUGAUUUCUUCAAAGGAGAUCAAAAGAAAGCCAGAUCAAGAUGCCUCUAAGCAUUAUGAUUCUGUGAUUGACAAAGUCUUAUAAAAAUUAGACACUGUCUGUAAAGAAGUUAUUGAUAGAACAAACCAAAACAAUUAAUAAGAAAAUGAAGAAGCCAGAUUUGGAUAAUAAGUCAAAUAGAAACCUAUGAAUGAGGAGAGGAAGGAAAAGGAGGAAAAUGCCUUACUUUUACAAUUGGCAGAAAAAGACAAAGGCAGAUUACAUUUGUUCAUCAAAUUGGUCGAUUAUAUGACAGUCGAAACACUUGUGUCUAUCAAUUAGACAUCUAUGAGCAUGUUAUUAGAGGAAAUGAAAAAGGAACGUAAAAAUGGAUUGUUCAAUACAGCAGUGAAUUUUGAUGUUUAAAUAUUCACACCUGACGAAAAAGAAAUCUCAGAACAUCUGAAAUGCUUAUUAGAUGACAUGAUUGUGGUUAUGAGAAAUACUGCUAGAGUAAUAUCUCAUUAAAGUAUGAUUGGAUACAUAAAGAACACUAAAUUAGGAGAAUUGCUAUCUGAAUAAAAAGAAAAUAAGGAUUGCAUAGCUGAUGUCCAAGGUAUCAUUACUGAUAGCAUUGAAUAUUAAAAUAUCAAAAAUGAAAUAUUUGAAAAAGUAACUAGUGAUUUUCAAGCUGCAGAAGUCUAUGUCAAUACAAACUACAUGAGAUGUAAACCCAUUUAUGAAUUUUUAAAUACUUGGAAUUAAGGAGAUUUUGAAAAUAAGGAACACACCCUCGAUAUCAUUAAAUCUCAUGUUAUGGAACUUAAAAAAUGGUUGGCUGAUAUCAACUUUUAUAUUAAGGAUAUUGCUAAAGGAAUUCUUAAUGUGGAUGGCAAGAAAAUUAAAAACAAACUCUAACCAUAGGUUGUUACCAAAUUAGAGAAUUUUAAGGAUUACCUCUACAAAUUGAUGUAAAAGAAAGCCAAUCAAACUUUAACUACAUUAUAGACAUACACCUCUAAUUUAUCUAAGAAUCCCUAAAAUCUCAAAGAGUAUGCUGAAUUUAUAGAAGCUAUCCAAGAGGCUGAAUAAAAUAUCAAAGGACUCGAAACAGCAAAAAUAGAAGUUGAAGCUAUGCAUUCUCUAUUAAAAUCUAAAUUUGAUUUGAAUCCUUUGAAGAACUCUGACAUCGUUAUGAUGGACGACAUUCAAGCUGAAUAUUUGAGACUGACUUUGAAAAUCAAAGAAGCUGAAGAAUUAUGUAAAGAAAGAAAAUAAGAAAUGAUGAAGAAGCAUGAAGCUGAAUUCAUUAAAUUCAUUACCAAUAUUCAAAAUACAACUUCAUCAGUCAAUAAAGGAAAAUUAAUAUUAGAAGAAACAUAACCUGCAGAUGCAUUACAAUAAUUAAAUGAAAUUAAGACCAGAUCUUUAGACAGAUUCAAAGAAUUAGAUAAGAACUAUUAGCACUAUGCCAAAUUGAUGGGAUUGAGUGUUACAACAAAUAAGGAUUUACAAGAAUUGGAAGCUACUUAUAAUGAUCGAAGAAUGCUUUGGACUCAUUCUGAUAAAUUCAACAAGUUAUAUGAAGAUUUGUAAAAAAACAUAUUUACCACCUUGAAUGUAGAAGAAAUAGAAAAAGAAAUGAAAAGUUAUGAAAUUGGAAUUUUGAAGUUAAGAUAAAACAUUAAUAAUCUAUCAAAGGAAGGAAGAGAUAAAGUAUUAGAUCAACAUGCUAAUAGAGUCGGUAAUGUUUCAUAAUUUAUGCCCGUUAUACAAGCAUUAGGAAAUAAGGAUCUAAGACCUAGACAUUGGAAGAAAAUAUUUGAAGAUCUAGGAUCUGCUUGGUAACCAGGAAAAACAUUUACACUCUAAGAAUUGAUAGCUGAUGGCGUCAUGAAUAAGAAGGAUAAGAUAGAAGAAAUAUCAGCCAAGGCAUCAGGUGAAGCUAGUAUUGAAGCACAAAUUGAAGAUAUUAAGUCAAAGUGGUCUUAAUUAUCAUUCAUAGUCAAUCAUUAUAGAGAAGCUAAGGAUAAAUUUAUUAUUGGUUCUUUAGAUGAUAUUAUUGCAGCAUUGGAUGACCAUUAAUUAAAAGUUUAAACAAAGUUGGGAACUAGAUUUGUUGCUGAAAUUAGACCCAGUUGUUGA